AUGUCUCAUAAUCGUCGAGCUCGCAGGGCACCUCAGGAAGAAGAAGAUGCUUCAAAGUUAAAAUUUGGUGAAGAUUUUGAAGGCGAAGAGUUUUUAUUCAUCUCUGAAGUGCACCUUUUACUGCAAAAAACACCAGAAAAUCAAAAAAAUACACCUGUAUAUCAAAAAACUGCCAAAUACGUUGAAUUGUUUACUAAAUUUCAUAAUGAGGAAUCUGUACGAGAAAUUCGAAAAACAUUGAUGAGACAUAAGCUUCACAAGUAUGAAUUGGUUCAGUUAGCCAAUUUAUGUUGUGAUGAGGUAGAAGAAGCAAAAUCUCUUAUUCCAAGGAAAGUGAAAACUCAAACUAUUGACUUUAUGAAUGUUGAUAACGGAACUAACGAAUUUAUUGAUUUAAACAUCUAA
This is a messenger RNA of Scutellospora calospora, 405 nucleotides long. Lineage: Eukaryota; Fungi; Glomeromycota; Glomeromycetes; Diversisporales; Gigasporaceae. The record is from the annotation of a GenBank genome assembly.